Messenger RNA from Papaver somniferum (opium poppy), 3888 nucleotides. Its product is annotated as kinesin-like protein KIN-14R. Lineage: Eukaryota; Viridiplantae; Streptophyta; Magnoliopsida; Ranunculales; Papaveraceae. Gene Ontology annotation, molecular function: microtubule motor activity; ATP binding; microtubule binding. The record is from RefSeq and is a predicted model, not a curated record. Gene Ontology annotation, biological process: microtubule-based movement. Bases 292 to 3621 code for a protein of 1109 amino acids. The transcript is spliced from 19 exons.
AUGGGGGGACUGACCGUUGUAGGAUGAGAAAUCUACGAAUCGACCCCACCGAGAGUUAAAGAGGAUAUAAUACCUCCUCCUAAGGAGAGAGUAACGGUAGUUUCUUUAAACGGUCAUAUUAUUUUCAAAAUUCGGAACUUUGAAUUAGAAGAAGAAGAAGAAGAAAGGGGGACAAAACUGAUAAUCACAGUCACAGAUCUCAUUUUCCUCAUCACCAACUAUUAAGGAUUUCAGUUUUUUCACUGAGUUGUUUCAAGGAGUGUUUUAGGUUACCCAAAGAUUUCAAUUUCAAUGGAAGAAGGAAACAAAUUAGAAACCCUAGAUGUUGAUUCUUGUUUGUCUACGGUUUAUGAUUGGGAAAAAGACUUACCUGAUAAGAACUCAUCUUUUUUUACCCAUUAUAGAUCUCCGAAACCUUAUAAUAAAGAUUUGAGUAUGGAUAUGGAUGAAGAUAUGGGUACAGGUUUACUGGAUUCAAUUCUUUGUAUGUCUGGUUCCAGAUUGGUUCCUACUGGAUUUUCAAAAUUCAACUCUAUGGAGGAUUUUGUGAUGUUUGUGAAUGCUGGUGGUGGGGUGUUAAAUGAAGAGGAGAAUGGUAUGAGAUUUGAGGCAGACAGAUGCUUUCAAGGAGGACAAGCAUCAAAAACAGAUGAGAGUAUAGAAAAUGGUGGUGAUUAUGCGGCAGUAUAUCAAUCAGCAAGGAGUGGAAACUUCAGUUACAAGUUUGAAAAUCUUCCUCCUGGAGAUUACUUUGUUGAUCUUCAUUUUGUCGAGAUCAUAUACACUCAUGGGCCUAAGGGAAUGAGGGUUUUCAAUGUUUUGUUGCAGGGAGAAAAGGUUUUGUCUGAUCUGGAUAUUUACGCUACCGUUGGAGCCAAUAAGCCUUUGCAGCUGCUUGAUGCUAGGGUUUCUGUAGGUGAGGGUGGAGCAAUCAACUUAAGCUUUGAAGGGGUUAGUGGAACCCCAAUAGUUAGUGGUAUCUGCAUUAGAAAAACAUCCAAAUUAUCAGCUCCCUCUAUGAAUCCGGAGUACCUUACAUGCAACAAUUGUUCAACUGAGAUUGAAGUUCCUUACAUACAGCAUAAACUUAUUCAACAAAAAUCGACGGCUAAGUUUGAGAAGAAAAUAGAUGAUUUGACUAGCCAGUGCCAGCUGAAGACUAAUGAAUGCUAUGAAGCUUGGAUGUCUCUUACAGCUGCAAAUGAGCAGUUGGAGAAGGUUCGAAUGGAGCUUGAUGAUAAGAUGAUUGAACUCCAUGCGCUUGAUAAAACCAUGCAAAAACAAGCAGCGAAGUUGAACGAUGUUUCUUGUACAUACGAACGUGAUAAGAAGUCCUGGGUUGUAGCUAUUAAUAACUUGGAAAGAAAAAUUAAGAUAAUGAAAACAGAGCAGUCGCAGCUGUCCCGUGAAGCCCAUGAAUGUGCCGAUUCGAUUCCUGAUUUAAAUCAAAUGGUGUCUGCUGUUCAAGCAUUGGUGGCACAAUGUGAUGAUCUCAAAAGGAAGUACUUGGAGGAACAAACAAUGAGAAAGAAACUAUAUAACCAAGUUCAGGAAUCUAAAGGGAAUAUUAGGGUGUUCUGUAGAUGCCGCCCAUUAAGCAAGGAAGAUAUCUCAGCUGGGUAUUCAACAGUUGUUGAAUUUGAAGCUGCCAAAGAUGGGGAUCUUGGAGUACUGACUGGUGGCUCCACUAAGAAGACUUUCAAGUUUGACCGGGUUUAUACUCCAAAGGAUGGACAAGCUGAUGUGUUUGUGGAUGCUUCACCGAUGGUGGUUUCAGUAUUAGAUGGAUACAAUGUUUGUAUAUUUGCAUAUGGGCAAACAGGGACUGGGAAGACGUUCACGAUGGAGGGUCCAGAGAAUAAUAGAGGAGUCAAUUACAGGACUCUUGAGGAACUGUUUAAUAGAGCCAGGGAAAGGAGUGAAACAUUUACUUACAGCAUAUCUGUCAGCGUGCUUGAAGUUUACAAUGAGCAGAUUAGGGACUUGCUUGCUACGUCCCCAGCAACAAAGAAGUUGGAGAUACGGCAAGCUUCCGAAGGAGUUCACCAUGUACCAGGAAUUGUGGAAGCUAAAGUUGAGAACAUUAAAGAGGUCUGGGACGUAUUGCAGGCUGGAAGUAAUGCAAGGGCUGUGGGAUCUAAUAAUGUGAAUGAGCACAGUAGCAGAUCUCACUGCAUGCUCUCUAUAAUGGUAAAAUCUAAAAACUUGAUGAAUGGUGACUGCACCAAAAGCAAAUUAUGGUUAGUAGAUUUGGCUGGUAGUGAGAGGCUGGCGAAGACUGAUGUGCAGGGGGAGCGACUAAAGGAAGCUCAAAACAUCAACAGAUCCCUUUCAGCUCUUGGGGAUGUCAUAUCCGCUCUAGCAAAUAAAAGCAGUCACAUUCCUUACAGGAACUCGAAGCUAACACACUUACUUCAAGAUUCAUUAGGGGGAGACUCAAAAACUUUGAUGUUUGUUCAAAUCAGUCCUUCAGAAAAUGACUUAGGUGAGACACUAAGUUCACUAAAUUUUGCAACAAGGGUUCGAGGAGUUGAGCUGGGUCCUGCAAAGAAGCAAGUGGACACUGCCGAGCUUCAAAAAUUGAAAACCAUGCUUGAUAAAGCAAGGCAAGAGUCGAGAUCCAAAGAUGAGUCUUUAAAGAAGUUAGAAGAGAACAUACAAAACCUGGAAUUCAAAGUGAGAUCCAAGGAUCAGCUGUGCAAAAACCAACAAGAAAAGGUUAAAGAACUUGAAGGACAAAUAGAUUCAAAGAUGGAGGUGCACAACCAAACUGAGAAACAAGUUUGGCAACUUAAUGAGAAGUUGAAGGGAAGAGAAGAAACUUGCAUUGGUCUUCAACACAAGGUCAAAGAGCUUGAAAGUAAACUGAAAGAACGGGAACAAUUGGAGUCUUUGGCAUUUCAACAGAAGAUUAAGGAACUCGAAGUCAAACUGAAAGAGAAAGCUCAGCAACAAUCUGAAUCUGUGGUCCUUCAACAAAAGGUUAGGGAGCUUGAAAGCAGGCUUAAGGAGAGAGCGCAACAGCAGGCUGAGUCUGUGAUUCUUCAACAAAAGGUGAAGGAGCUCGAAAACAAGCUUAAAGAUCGAGAACAGAACAUGGAUUCAGCACUUCUUCAUCAGAAGAAUAAGGAGCUUGAAGAAAAACUUAGAGAGCGAGAGCAACAAUUGGAGUCUAUGCUGCAACUGUCACAGUCUUCUAAGAUGUCUAGAUGUACCCCAGUUGUCGGAAAGACUCGUAAUUUCGAGGAAUAUGUGAGUGAGAAUGAUCCUCAAAUUCCCAGGACUGUAAGCUCCAUCAACCGUGUGCCAGGUCACGGAGGGACUGAACCUCUCCGUGAGAUAAGAAGGAAAAGGGAACUUAGAAGUGGAGAAUGUGACAAUAGUAAUGGUCCAUCGACUUCUUUGCUCGAGAAGAAGAUAGCGCCAGUUGAAGCGAAGAAAGCUAGGCAACUUCCUACAGAUUUGGAAAAAGGCAGAACUGAUCCAUCUAAAGCAUUUCCAAGAAUUACAAGAACAGCAAAAACAGGGAAUGUCUCCCGGCUUUCAUCACAUAGCAGGCUUAACAAGGAUCCUGCAGUGGCUAUCAAAGAACGUGAUAAGACAAGAGGAUGGUCUAGAUAGUAUAGUAACUAACUCUUAGUUUUUUUUUCCUUACGUUCUUUCAUUUUUUAUUUUUUUGUUCAUCCUUUGUUAAUAAUACUAGAAUGUGUGUUAGACCUUGCAAUCAAUUUCAGUUGAUCUUACAUCAUAUUACAAUCGACCUUUAAAUUGUUGUUGUUAAUACAUCACUGCACAUCAUAUUACAGUUUAGCAACACAACUAACUAGUCUUGGAUGUGCAUUUUUCUUUUCUUGAAUUUAACUGCUAAUGUAGGUGUUUUUUUGUCCA